GUGAGAGCCCGUGUUUAACUCGCUGGUUAUAACACGAUAGUUUUAACUUCUGUUUUGACGAAAAUGUAACAGAGAUCGAGUUUAAACUCUUACUCGUCUAGAUCAGUUUCACUUAUCGACUUUUUCCAAGAUUUCGGAUGCAAAAAUCGGGACUUUUCACGAUGCUACAGGGUCUGUGCUUAGGGAAAUCUAAUGGCGACUGCAGUAACGGCGGCUCGUGCAGGGAGAAGUCGACGCCUCACGCGCCUCUGCUCAACCGAAAUUCUCUCACUUUGGAAAUAUCACCAGAAUCUCAUCGCGGUUCCGACGACGGUUCUUUACCGACUUCACCCGACUACAGCUCCGACGAUUCUCUCGGUGCUGACGGCUGCUUCCUGGAUCACAACACCAGAGACAUCCUGAGCGAGUUCUUCUGCUCCGGUGCUCACUCCUGCCCUCAGCACCAGAAGGUUCUACUCACCAUGAGGCGGGUUGUGGACAGUCUGCUGGUCAAACACCAGUUCACUUAUAAAGGUAUGCUCACCAAGAUAAGUUUGGGUCGGAGGGAAGGUGACAUGACGCUGGUAAGCUCAAUGGCGAAGGAGGUUUUCAGCGACGGAAUCACAAACUGGGGCCGCAUCGCCAGCCUGCUUGCCUUCGGUACCGUUGUGUGCCAGUACGAGAAGGAGAACGGCCGUGGGAACAGUGCUAGUCUCGUGGCAGACGAGAUCUCCUCCUACCUCCUUUCUGAUCAAAGGAAAUGGCUGGUGAAAAAUAAAGCGUGGGACGGCUUUGUGGAGUUUUUUCAUGUUCCAGACCCUGAAUCGACAGUCAGAUCAGCAUUAAUGGCCUUUGUUACUGUGGCAGGUAUUGGGGCUUCAAUUGCAUUUAUGGCAAGAUAAGAUUAUUUGGACCUUCUGAAUGACCGUGGACUUUAAUGAGGCCUGAAAUUCCUGGCCUGAUGUCUAAACAAAGAAUGUAAAUACAGUAAAUAGCAAAAUUACAACUAUUUUUACCUUGCUCAUGUUUGUAAAGAUUUAUUUUUAUGAGAAUGUUAUAACACUAUGUGACACUAGUAAAAAAAAAUCGAACGAACCACGAGGAAAAGUACUGAACGUCUUGUAAAUAAAACUGAAAUCACAUUUCUUUUAAUUUUAUUAAAAUAGAAGAAUUAAAUCUCUGAUCAUGUGGGAAAACAACCAGCUACAGGCAGUUUUUGCUGGCGAUUUAGUGGAUGUGCAUAAUUUACUUCUAAUCUACUUAACAUUAUUAAUUGCUGAUAAAUCUGUAAUCAGAUCAUCAUGAUUAUAAAUGUACCUGAUACGCUGUUUCUACUUGGCACAAUUACAUGCAGAAUUUUACACUUUUGUGAGAUUGCCUUACCAUUCACAAAAUGUAAUUCUUAACUCGUUUCCACUCUGCUAUGCAUUGGCUUUGUAGAUAAUAAAUAGUUAUUUAAUUCUU
Messenger RNA from Trichomycterus rosablanca, 1443 nucleotides. It is a transcript of the gene mcl1b, whose product is annotated as MCL1 apoptosis regulator, BCL2 family member b. The record is from RefSeq and is a predicted model, not a curated record. Bases 138 to 881 code for a protein of 247 amino acids. NCBI's taxonomy places the organism in Eukaryota, Metazoa, Chordata, Actinopteri, Siluriformes, Trichomycteridae. Gene Ontology annotation, biological process: regulation of apoptotic process; extrinsic apoptotic signaling pathway in absence of ligand; intrinsic apoptotic signaling pathway in response to DNA damage. The transcript is spliced from 3 exons. Gene Ontology annotation, molecular function: protein heterodimerization activity; protein homodimerization activity. Gene Ontology annotation, cellular component: mitochondrial outer membrane.